UGUGCUGAAGGAACUGCAGGAAAACGUUGUGGUGCUCACUGGGAAAUUCGGAACUGUGUUAUAAUCUCGGUGUGUCUCUUUACGUCACCACUGACAAACAUCAUCCUGUUCAUCGCUCUCAGCCUGAUAGCAGAGUGAAAAGACACGUUUCCGGUUCUCAGGUCGACGUGACUCUCCUCCUCUCUCUCACUGAAGGAAUAUGAGACAAGAACAUGAGAUUUGCUACAGGGACCGAGUGCGUGCGCUCUACCGGGUGUCCGCGUGAUAGAAGGUGGAUAAACACUAUGCAGGGGCGCAGAUUAGUGCGGGAACGCGCGCGUCACGCGCUGCAGUCGGUGUAAGAAUAUUUGGUCAAAUGCACGCGCACCGUUGAACUUAUCAAUACCUCUUAAUCAUACGCGUCGGCUGUUCGGAGUCGAUUCACUGGUGUACCGGACCCGUGUUCACUUCUUUUUUCCCACAGCGAACGAGAGCGCCCCCACCCUCCUUUCUCCUUUACGGUGACCCCCUCCCCCUCCUGCUAACGGAGAGGACCAAGAGGAAAGAGGAGCCGCUGGUCGUUCGAGGAGGAAACUGCCGAGCCGAGACAAGUCGAAGGACGCGCGGCGGAAUCAUGUGCACGUCCUCGCGCGCAGCUUACAGCGCGGAAACCCGGAGUACGAGACGCUAUGAUCGGCCGGAACCGUCACCGUCGCCCUUCUACCACUAACGUUUGUUCCGUUUGUUUAGAAGGGAUUUUGUAACGCUUCAACACCGGAGUCCGCCUGAAGGAUGACACCUCAUCUGUGAAGAAACCAAGCAAACGAUCGAUGAUCCAUUUUCGUUUCUUUUUAUUUUACUAGCUGUGAUUGUGAAGAAAUGAACAAUUUACCGUCAAAUCUUUAUUUAUAAGGUCGGGAUGACUGAUGCCGGUAAUCUGUGUGGUGACGAGAGCGUGAGGCGUCGGGAGGCAGAAUGAGCAUCACUACACUGUUCCGAAUAUUGCGGAUGUUUCGAAAUAAAUAAAUAAAUAAAUAAUACACCGAUUUCUCCCCAUUUAUCCUGGACGGAAAAGACGUGAACGGGUCCCACAGAUUUUUUUUCAUAAUGCUGAGUUGGAAAAAAAAGGUCAAAGACGUUAAAAUCUGGUUCUUUUACAGAAAGAUGUGAAGCCUUUAUGGCCUUUACAGAGCGAGCGGUGCAGAAGAGACCGUGUCCGUUUCCGAGCUGUCUAACAGAAGGACAAGCUUUUUUUCUACAAACUCAUUACGAUGGAUCCACAGAAAAGAUGAAGGUUUCUACAGAUUAUACAGAGGGGAGAUUUGAGCCAAUGACGGGCGGUGAUGUGGAUGUAAAAAUGAGGUGAAAAAGAAACAGCCAUCUGAAUUGCAGUGAACAAGGAGACUGAACGACCCGUUUUAAUUAUUUCUCUCUUUUUAUUUAUUUAUUACUUUUUUUUUUUUGCUAAUCAACCCUCGGCGCCUGGAUCUCUUUUUUUUUCUUUUAAUUUUUCCUUUUACACGUGAGAUAAACACAGCACGUAAAUCUCGCGCGCCCCCGGUAUGUGAUGUGUGGGAUGUAAUGGUCGUCGCGCGGAACCUUCACCCCCUUCUUCCCUCCCGCUUCGUGAAGACUGGCGUUCGGCGCGUGCAGAAUGGCGCGGUUCACAGACGAGGCGCCGGCCCGGUACGGUGGAGGUGGCAGUGCAGUGGCGCAUGCGCACGGGCAGGGCGGCGCGGCGCGCGGGGCCAGCAGGCAGGGCGGCCCACCAGGAGCGCAGCGCGUGUACAAGCAGUCGAUGGCCCAGCGCGCGCGCACCAUGGCCCUGUACAACCCAAUCCCAGUGCGACAGAACUGCCUCACCGUCAACCGCUCCCUCUUCAUCUUCAGCGAGGACAACUUUGUGAGAAAAUACGCCAAAAAGAUCACCGAGUGGCCUCCUUUUGAGUACAUGAUCUUGGCCACAAUCAUCGCUAACUGCAUUGUCCUGGCGCUGGAGCAGCAUCUUCCUGAUGGUGACAAGACACCAAUGUCUGAGCGCCUGGAUGACACAGAACCGUAUUUCAUCGGCAUCUUCUGCUUUGAAUCUGGCAUUAAGAUUCUGGCUUUGGGUUUUGCCUUCCAUAAGGGCUCCUACCUCCGAAAUGGCUGGAACGUCAUGGACUUUGUAGUGGUGCUGACUGGAAUUCUAUCGACAGUGGGUUCAGACUUUGACCUGCGGACGCUGCGGGCUGUCAGAGUGCUGAGACCCUUGAAGCUGGUGUCUGGAAUUCCCAGCCUGCAGGUAGUGCUCAAAUCCAUCAUGAAGGCUAUGAUCCCUCUGCUGCAGAUUGGCCUGCUGCUUUUCUUCGCCAUUCUCAUGUUUGCCAUCAUUGGCCUUGAGUUCUACAUUGGCAAAUUUCACACCACCUGUUUCGAUGACAUCACCGAGGAAAUCCGGGAAGAGUUUCCAUGUGGAACUGAGCUUCCCUCUCGACUCUGUCCAAAUGGUACGACCUGUAGAAAAUACUGGCUUGGACCGAACUACGGAAUCACACAGUUUGACAACAUCCUGUUUGCCGUCCUCACCGUCUUCCAGUGCAUCACUAUGGAGGGCUGGACAGAUCUCCUGUACUAUAGUGAUGACGCCUCAGGCAGUGCAUGGAACUGGAUGUAUUUCGUCCCCCUCAUCAUCAUCGGCUCUUUCUUCAUGCUCAACCUGGUACUUGGAGUGCUGUCUGGUGAGUUUGCAAAAGAGCGAGAAAGAGUAGAGAACCGAAGUGAGUUCCUAAAGCUGAGGCGUCAGCAACAGAUUGAGAGAGAACUGAACGGAUAUCUGGAGUGGAUCUGCAAAGCUGAAGAAGUGAUUCUCGCUGAUGAAGUGAAUGAUGGUGAUGAACGGAUGCCAUUUGAUGGAUCACGGAGAAGACCAACACUGAAGAAGAGCAAAAAUGACCUGCUGAACCCAGACGAGGGAGAUGGAGACCUCGCGUUAGGGUCUCCGUUUGCUCGUGCCAGCCUGAAGAGCUCCAAGCUUGAGGGUUCAUCCUUCAGAAAAAAGGAACGGCGACUGCGUUUUUUUAUCCGUCACAUUGUAAAAACGCAGGCUUUCUACUGGACUGUUCUGUGUUUAGUUGGUCUGAACACGCUGUGUGUGGCUGUAGUCCACUACGACCAGCCUGAGCUGCUGUCUGACUUCUUGUACUUUGCAGAGUUCAUAUUUCUGGGUAUUUUCAUGUCAGAGAUGUGUAUUAAGAUGUAUGGACUUGGGACUCGGCCAUAUUUUCACUCAUCCUUUAACUGCUUCGACUGUAUCGUCAUAUGUGGCAGUAUAUUUGAGGUGCUCUGGGCCAUGAUCCAGCCAGGAACAUCAUUUGGGAUUAGUGUACUACGAGCUCUCAGGUUACUAAGGAUCUUUAAAGUGACCAAAUACUGGGCCUCCUUGAGGAACCUAGUGGUGUCUCUGCUGAACUCCAUGAAGUCCAUCAUCAGCUUGCUCUUCCUCCUCUUCCUCUUCAUUGUGGUCUUUGCACUGCUUGGCAUGCAGCUGUUUGGAGGACAGUUUAAUUUUGAAUCGGGAACGCCGCCGACUAACUUCGAUACGUUUCCCGCAGCAAUAAUGACCGUGUUCCAGAUUCUGACAGGUGAAGACUGGAACAUGGUGAUGUAUGAUGGCAUUGAGUCUCAGGGAGGAGUCAACACAGGCAUGGUGUUCUCCAUCUUCUUCAUUGUUCUCACACUCUUUGGCAACUAUACAUUGCUGAAUGUGUUCUUGGCCAUUGCUGUAGACAAUCUAGCCAACGCACAAGAAUUGACAAAGGAUGAACAAGAGGAAGAGGAAGCAGCCAAUCAGAAAAUGGCUCUUCAGAAAGCAAAGGAAGUGGCAGAAGUGAGUCCACUGUCUGCUGCCAAUCUCUCCAUUGCAGCCGUGACAGUUAACUCUGAGCGUCUCAGCACCUCUGAACCCUUUCUUCAGUGUAAGGAGCAGCAAAAGAACCAUAAAGGUUCUAAGUCAGUGUGGGAGCAGCGCACUAGCGAGCUCCGAAGACAGACACUGAUGACCAGCAGAGAGGCGCUGUACAAUGAGCUGGACCCCGAGGACCGCUGGAAGGUGUCAUACUCCCGCCACAUCCGACCUGAUAUGAAGACUCACCUAGACCGGCCACUUGUUGUGGAUCCUCAAGAAAACCGAAACAACAACACUAACAAGAACCGACCAGGAGAGGGACCUCUUUUCCAUUCUACAGUAGGAGGUGGGGUAAGAGGAGCGGGAUCUGCUGUAGCCCGGAAACUAGAGAGAGGAGAAUCCACAGAAUCUCACCAAGGCUACAGGAAAGGUGAGAAUCAGAGCCAUGCUGGCACUGAGAGCACCGAGGUCGGCACGAAGGAUCCACACCGGAAGAGAGAACAUCGCGGGCAGAGAUCUGGGCGCUCUCGACAACACCGUAAGGCUCUGGAUGUAGAAUCUGAGAAUGGUUUAGGAGGAGGAGGAGGCAGGAGGCACCGAAAUAAAGGCACAGAGGUGGGGGUAGAAAGCGAGCAAGCAGAUGGACCUGAGCGAAGGCAGAGGUGUCACAGACAUGGAGAGAAAGAAGGGAGGAGGGAAAGAGGAGAGCAGGGGGAGAGGGGCCGACACCGCAGGAAUUCUCUUUCUCUCUCUUUCUGCAGGGAGGGACCUACUCUGUCCACCACUCGUCCCAUUCAGAAGACUUUGUCUAGGCAGGACAGCCAAUACAGUGAGGACCUGGACAAUGUGAUGAACAGCAAGCUUGCUACCCAGCCAUUAGUUCCCUCAGAUACCCGUGGGCCAAGCAGCCGUUCCACACCCCACUCCAGCCUCCUGAGCCUGGUUAGCAGCACCCACGGUUCCCGCCUGGCUCCUGUGGGCACAGAGAGUAGCUUCAUUCUCCCCAAUCCUGUGUCCACCACCAUUAACCUUGCUCAUCUAGAUGCCAAGCCAAACUACACAGCCAUAGACAUGCCACCCAUGUUCCCGUCUGCCAACGCCAUUCUGCAGGUCAAUAAGAAUGCCAACACAGAACCGCUGCCCAAAAAAGAGGAUACGAAAGGUGACGAUGAUGAUGAUGACAAAGAUGACGGAGGGCCUAAACCUAUGCCCCCUUACAGCUCUAUGUUCAUCCUGUCCACAACUAACCCGUUUCGCAGGAUGUGUCACUACAUCGUAACCCUGAGGUACUUUGAGAUGUGCAUUUUGCUGGUCAUUGCUAUGAGCAGUAUUGCUCUUGCUGCUGAAGACCCAGUGUGGCCCGAAUCCCCCCGGAACAAUGUUCUACGUUAUUUUGAUUACGUCUUCACAGGUGUGUUCACCUUUGAGAUGCUUAUAAAGAUGGUGGACCUAGGUUUGGUACUUCAUCAAGGAUCCUACUUUCGUGACCUGUGGAACAUUCUGGACUUUAUAGUGGUCAGUGGUGCCCUGGUAGCCUUUGCGUUCACCGGCGGCAGUGGAGGAAGCAGUAAGGGGAAGGACAUCAGCACCAUCAAGUCACUGCGUGUGUUAAGAGUCUUAAGACCACUGAAAACCAUCAAACGCCUGCCGAAGCUUAAGGCUGUGUUUGACUGCGUGGUGAACUCUCUGAAAAAUGUGCUGAACAUCCUCAUUGUCUACAUGCUCUUUAUGUUCAUCUUCGCUGUGGUGGCAGUGCAGCUCUUCAAGGGCAAAUUUUUCUACUGCACUGAUGAGUCCAAAGAAUUUGAACGUGACUGCAGGGGUGAAUACCUGGUGUAUGAACGAGAUAAUGAAGUCAAGGCACAGAAACGAGAAUGGAAGAAAUAUGAUUUCCACUAUGACAAUGUGCUUUGGGCUUUGCUUACGCUCUUCACUGUUUCUACGGGAGAAGGCUGGCCACAGGUUUUGAAACACUCCGUCGAUGCGACUUAUGAGAACCAGGGUCCAAGUCCUGGCUACCGCAUGGAGAUGUCCAUCUUUUACGUCGUCUACUUUGUGGUCUUCCCCUUCUUUUUUGUCAACAUCUUUGUUGCCCUGAUCAUCAUUACCUUCCAGGAACAAGGGGACAAGAUGAUGGAGGACUACAGCCUGGAGAAGAAUGAGAGAGCCUGCAUCGACUUUGCCAUCAACGCUAAGCCUCUGACUCGCCACAUGCCACAGAAUAAGCAGACAUUCCAGUACCGCAUGUGGGAGUUUGUGGUGUCGCCGCCGUUUGAGUACACCAUCAUGGCCAUGAUCGCCCUCAACACCAUUGUCCUCAUGAUGAAGUAUGAUGGAGCUUCAGAUGUCUAUGAGAAGAUGCUGGCCAACCUGAACAUUGUGUUCACAUCGUUGUUCUCUUUAGAAUGUCUGCUGAAGAUCAUUGCCUUUGGUGCACUGAAUUAUUUUAAAGACGCCUGGAAUAUCUUUGACUGUGUGACGGUCCUUGGCAGCAUCACCGAUAUUUUAGUCACAGAGCUAGGGAUGAAUAACUUCAUCAAUUUGAGUUUUCUGAGACUCUUCAGGGCUGCUCGUCUUAUUAAGCUCCUCAGGCAGGGUGAAACUAUUCGCAUUCUACUCUGGACUUUUGUUCAGUCUUUUAAGGCCUUGCCUUAUGUGUGCCUACUCAUUGCCAUGCUGUUCUUCAUCUAUGCCAUCAUUGGCAUGCAGCUGUUUGGAAACAUUGCAAUCGAGGAGGACAAAGACAGCUCCAUCAACCAGCAUAACAACUUCAGGACUUUUUUCCAGGCUCUUCUUCUCCUUUUCAGGAGUGCAACAGGAGAGGCAUGGCAUGAUAUAAUGCUGUCAUGUUUGGGAGGGAAGGGAUGUGAUCCCCUCUCUGGGAACAUGGAGCCAGAGUGUGGAAGCGAGUUUGCAUACCUUUACUUUGUCUCCUUCAUCUUUCUCUGUUCCUUCCUGAUGUUGAAUCUCUUUGUGGCUGUGAUCAUGGAUAAUUUUGAGUAUCUGACAAGAGACUCCUCGAUUCUGGGACCUCAUCACCUGGAUGAGUAUGUGAGGAUCUGGGCAGAAUAUGACCCUGCAGCAUGUGGCAGGAUCAGUUACAGGGAUAUGUAUGACAUGCUCAGGCAAAUGUCUCCACCAUUAGGACUGGGGAAGAAGUGCCCUGCACGGGUUGCAUACAAGAGACUCCUGCGAAUGGAUUUACCAGUCGCAGAUGACAACACAGUGCACUUCAACUCCACCCUCAUGGCCUUAAUCCGCACUGCUCUGGACAUCAAGAUCGCCAAGGGUGGGGAAGGGGGUGUUGAUAAGCACCAAAUGGAUGCUGAGCUGAGAAAAGAGAUGAUGGCAAUUUGGCCCAAUCUCUCACAGAAGACUCUGGACCUGCUGGUCACACCUCACAAGGCAGCGACAGACCUGACAGUGGGGAAGAUUUAUGCAGCCAUGAUGAUUAUGGAGUAUUAUAGGCAGAGCAAAGCCAAGCGCACUCAGGCUCUUCGAGAUGAACAGAAUCGAACGCCAUUAAUGUUUCAGCGCCUGGAGCCACCGUCACCGACGCAGAAUGCUGGUCAGGGACUCAAUGGUCUUUCUGAACCACAACUGGACACUAACAACUUGGCCGUGGAUGGGGGCAUCCCGGAGAGCCAGUCAUGGGUCACGGCCAGAGCUCAGGAGAUGUCUCAGAAGGCAGGCAGCUGGAGCCCAGAAGGCCAGCCAACAGAGGACAUGACUGAUAACCGUCCCACAUCGCAGACGGUAGAGAUGAGAGAGAUGGGGCGGGACGGGUUCUCGGACACUGAGCCCUUCCUGCCAAUGGAAGGCUACAGCAGGGCAGCUUCCAUGCCUCGACUCGCGGCAGAAAACCAACAGCAGCCAAGGAGGAGAGGAAGGCAUCGAGGGAAUAACCUCAGUACUAUAACAGAUAACAGCCCUAUGAAGCGAUCAGCCUCAUCACUUGGCCAUGGCCGUUUGGGAAGGGGACCACGGGCUGAUGAUUAUGCAGUGGACCGAGUGAUGCCAGAGGAAGGACCCCGGCAUGGACAUCGCCGCCGGGAUCGCAGCCACCGAGCCUCUGAGCGAUCGCUCAGCCGCUACACUGAUGCUGAUACAGGUCUUGGCACAGAUCUGAGCACCACCACACAAUCGGGUGACAUGCCUCCUAAAGAAAAAGAUCGCGAACGUGGCCGUGCCAAAGAGCGACGACACCAUCACCACCACCACCACCAUCACCAUCACAGCUCAGUGGAGAAGGAGCACUACACACCUGAGAGAGAGCGAGGAGACUACGGGCACCGGCAACGACGCUGGUCCCGGUCACCCAGUGAGGGCCGAGAGUGCCUCACUCACCGACAGGGCAGUAGUUCGGUGAGCGGCAGCCCCGUGCCCUCAACAUCUGGGACAAGUACACCUCGGCGAGGUCGACGCCAGCUGCCCCAGACACCUGCCACCCCACGCCCACAUGUCACCUACUCACCUGUGGUCCGUAAACCAGUUGGUACACCGCCUUCAGGUCCACAGAGCCGCCUACCCACCCCAACCCAGAGGCGUUUCUCUCCACCUGUGCCUGAUCCAUCUGUACCCUCUCAUCAUGGCUCUGGCCGUCGUCCCCGCUGGGGCCCAGGCUCUUCUGAUGGCGCCCCUGGUGAUGGCUUUUCUGAUUUUGAACGAGGGAACCAUGGGUGUGAGCCACCCGCCUACGAGCCAAACCCAGGACAGGGCAACCCGCACCCACAUAACCCACCACCGCACCCACGUUCACCUAGGACUGCUCGACCCCCUGGUGCUCGUCGCAUGCCUAAUGGGUACCGUUCCUCCUCACCCUCACCACAGCAACAUGCACCCCCCCACAGCGCAUCUCACAAGCCUCCGCAUCCCAGAGGGCCCAGGAAAGGGCUGCAUGAACCCUACAGUGAAACAGAUGAGGAUGACUGGUGCUAGCCUCUGGGAGAGGGGAGGGAGGGAGCAAGGACAUAAGAAAGAAAGGAAGAGAUCACACUGUAAGUUGCUGGAAUAAGACACAAUCAAUCAGAGACUAGAUAUUUAGAUAUGGGAGGUGGGUUUUCCUUGGAAUCUUGAAUCCUCUGAGAAAAUGGAAUGACAAAGGGUAGAUUAAAAUAAUUUGGGAACAGCACAGAAAAGAGACUUCAGUCAAGAGGGAGGCAGAUCCCUGACACUCCGUGCUCUAGGACUAACACCAGGAAUUGUGUUGGUGCUAGUGAUGGGCAGAAGUGAUGGGGUUGGAGAGGACAAAUGUUAGGGAUAGAGAACAUGACAGCGUUUGCUUUUGCAGGACCCAAUCAGCAGGCAAGGGUCACUUGUGUAAGUGUGCAUGUUUCAGAAAAGCACAGCAGAAGUGUGCUGGGAGGCUCAGGGGAAAAUUGAGGCAUGCUUCCCUUCUUUUUAUUGUUUUCCUUUUCUUUUUCUCUACUGCCUGCUUUUCCUGCACAGGACUGGAUGAUUUAGGAAAGAUGAAGUGGGUUGGGGUGGGGGAUAAGAAAAUCUGAAAAAUAACUCUUUGUAAAGGAAAAGAAAAUUCAAGAUUGCUCCUUUUGGCAAGAGGAAUUUCUGCUUUGCUGAAACUGUUGUGUAUCUUCUGCAGACAAAAUGACAAAUGGCACAAUUGUGGUGAAUAGACCUCAGAAAAGGUGAUGAGUUCACAAUCUGAACAUGGAGAUUGACCAAUGGCUUUAUUCAACUUGACUGGAGCACCAUCUAUUGCAAAAAUCCACCCACAUGUUGGGUA
Messenger RNA from Tachysurus fulvidraco (yellow catfish), 9608 nucleotides. It is a transcript of the gene cacna1aa, whose product is annotated as calcium channel, voltage-dependent, P/Q type, alpha 1A subunit, a. The transcript has 51 exons. Gene Ontology annotation, biological process: calcium ion import across plasma membrane; chemical synaptic transmission. Bases 1634 to 8803 code for a protein of 2389 amino acids. Gene Ontology annotation, molecular function: high voltage-gated calcium channel activity. The record is from RefSeq and is a predicted model, not a curated record. NCBI's taxonomy places the organism in Eukaryota, Metazoa, Chordata, Actinopteri, Siluriformes, Bagridae. Gene Ontology annotation, cellular component: membrane; voltage-gated calcium channel complex; neuronal cell body.